Messenger RNA from Plenodomus lingam JN3, 1035 nucleotides. RefSeq lists its product as uncharacterized. Gene Ontology annotation, molecular function: transmembrane transporter activity. Gene Ontology annotation, cellular component: membrane. The record is from RefSeq and is a predicted model, not a curated record. Gene Ontology annotation, biological process: transmembrane transport. NCBI's taxonomy places the organism in Eukaryota, Fungi, Ascomycota, Dothideomycetes, Pleosporales, Leptosphaeriaceae.
AUGCUCGGUCACUUCAGUCUGGGUAUACUAACAGGCCGUCUUUUCGACGCGGGUUACUUUUACCAUUCCAUGGUGCCAGGCAUGCUCUUCGCUGCGCUGGGCAUGUUCAUGACAAGCUUGGCGACGGAAUACUGGCAGCUUAUGAUUACACAAGGGCUCAUGAAUGGGCUGGGCAAUGGGAUGCAGUUUUCCCCGGCCCUGUCGCUGGUUUCGACGUAUUUUGCGAAGAACAGGGCGGUUGCGUUGGCCAUCAUGGCGUCGGGGAGUGCGACGGGCGGUUUGGUUUAUCCCACCAUCGCAAGGCAGCUUCUUCCCAAGAUUGGGUUUGCAUGGACGGUGCGUGUGAUGGGAUUUAUGAUGCUGGCUGUGGGUUCGUGUUAUUGUUUGUUACUGCGUCCGUUCUUGCCGCCGCGGAAGUCAGGGCCGUUGCUUGAACUUCGUGCUUUCAAGGAGAGACCGUAUAGUCUGUUUCUGAUUGGGAUUUUCCUCAUCUGCUUGGGCCAGUAUUUCGCCUUCUACUACAUUUCUACCUUUGCAGUCGAUAUCCUGCAUCUGCCUUACGGUAACUCCAUCAACGUCCUUCUCGUUCUCAACGGUGUCGGCGUUCUUGGCCGUAUCAUCCCCUCCUACUUCUCCGACAAGUACACUGGGCCUUACAAUAUCCUCAUACCCUUUUGUUUCAUUUCUGCUAUCAUCUUGUUCUUCUGGCCACUGGUCAACAGCGAAGCGGCACUCUACGGUUGGGCCAUCACUUUCGGCUUCUUUGUUGCAGGAUUCCAGGGCAUAUUCCCAGCGGCACUAACGACGCUGACCAAGGAUAUGAGUAAAGUGGGCACGAGAAACGGACAGGGCUUUGCAGUGGUAGGAUUGGGAACUUUUAUUGGACCUCCGAUUGCUGGAGCUCUGAUUCAGAGCUACGGCGGGAAGUACAUGGCUGCGCAGUUGUUCGCGGGUGCCAGUGUAUUUCUGGGAAGUUGUGUGCUGGUGGUUGGGCGAUAUAGCGUUACGGGAUGGAAAUUUAAAGUACGGGCGUGA